Molecule: messenger RNA, 2418 nt
Organism: Paramisgurnus dabryanus
Lineage: Eukaryota; Metazoa; Chordata; Actinopteri; Cypriniformes; Cobitidae
Gene: mxh
Product: myxovirus (influenza virus) resistance H
Biological process (GO): synaptic vesicle budding from presynaptic endocytic zone membrane; defense response to virus; receptor internalization
Cellular component (GO): nucleus; plasma membrane; cytoplasm
Molecular function (GO): microtubule binding; GTPase activity; GTP binding
Source: RefSeq, a predicted model, not a curated record
GGCAGUAUAUAAGGUUUAUAUGAUGCAUUUGAGACUGAUUUAGCAGAACUGUAGCAGUAUUGCAUAUCUUUACUUAUAUUCUGAAGUCUGCAUCAGUAGUCAUCAUGACCAGCUCACCUGAAAUUUUGGAUUGGGGUGAUGGAUCAGAUGAAAAUGGUCUUGAGAACAGUGGGAUCUUUCUGAAACAAUGGGAAGCACAGGUUCGGCCUUACAUUGAGAUGAUUGACUUCAUGAGGAAAAUUGGCAUUGAGAAGGAGCUUGCGCUGCCCUCCAUUGCCGUGGUGGGAGACCAGAGCUCGGGGAAAAGCUCUGUUUUAGAGGCUUUAUCGGGAGUGGCUUUACCACGUGGAAGUGGUAUCGUCACUCGCUGUCCAUUGGAGCUUAAACUUCGAAAGGUAACUAUUGGAACAGAAUGGACAGCUGUAAUUUCCUACAAAGAAGUCCGAGAGACGUUUCAUGAUCCCAAACAAGUUGAGGGUUUUGUCAGAAAGGCCCAGAAUAUGCUUGCUGGAGAUGGAGUAGGAAUCUGUGAUGAUCUCAUCAGUUUAGAGAUUGCAUCACCUGACGUGUGUGACCUCACACUAAUCGAUCUACCUGGGAUAACAAGAGUACCUGUGCAAGGUCAACCUGAAGACAUUGGAGACCAGAUUAGGCGCCUGAUAUUAAAAUUCAUCGAGAAGAAAGAAACCAUCAAUUUGGUUGUCGUUCCCUGCAAUGUUGACGUUGCAACCACAGAGGCUCUUAGAAUGGCACAGGGUGUGGAUACAAAUGGCUCAAGGACUUUAGCAAUAUUAACAAAGCCGGACCUGAUAGAUAAAGGAGCGGAGGAGGAUGUUUUACAAGUUCUACAGGGUAAAGUCGUACCACUUAAAAAGGGCUACACCAUCGUCAGAUGUAGAGGUCAAAGCGACAUCAACGAAAAUGUUUCUUUGGCCGAAGCAACAAAACAAGAGACAGAGUUUUUUGCAAACCACCCACACUUCAGUUAUCUUCUUGAUGAACAAAGAGCCACAACAAGCUGUCUCGCAACCAGACUCACUAAAGAACUAGUUGAACACAUCAAGGCUUCCCUUCCAUCUUUAAGUGAGCAAAUUCAUUUCAACUUGAGUUCUUUGAGGGUUGAAUUAAAAAGUUAUGAUGACGGUCCUCCUUUAGAACCAGAGAAAAUGGGACCGUAUCUUAGUAAGAAAAUCUUGGAGUUCAGUGACCAGAUAAGCGAGUUGUGUAGAACGGGAGAAUCAAGCAGUGGAAAUCUUUACUCGCUCCUUCGACCGGUGUUCAAGAAUUGGGAAUCCCUUCUGAGUGACUCCAAAGCAUUGUUCCGAGAGUCAGUAAUGGAGAUGAUAGAGAAAUAUGAUGAAGCCCAUCGUGGGAGAGAGCUAGUGACCUUCAGCGACUACUGUGUGUAUGAAUCUCUGGUGAAGAAACAUGUUGGAAACCUUAAACAACCGGCUCUGGAUACACUGAGACUCAUUCGAGGUAUUGUACAGAAGGAGUUUAAGGUUAUGUGUGAGGUGUCCUUCCCAAACUACCCUCAUUUGAAACACAUAAUAUUGAACCAGAUUGAUGACAUUCAGUCAAAGCAGGAAACCAAAGUGGAGAAGAGGAUCUAUGAAUACAUUAAGAUGGAGAAACUUGUGUACACACAGGAUCCUAUUUUUACCCAAAAAGUUGUGGAUUUUAAGUUUGUGGAAAGAAGACAAGAAUAUGAAUCCAUCUGUUUAGAUACGGGCGAAGAUGCAACCUCACCCAAAAACUGUGCUGUUUUUGACACCAGAAAACUGACACCCGAAAAACUUAUCAUCUACUAUGAGAUUGUGUAUCAGCGUCUGGCCGACUACAUUCCUAUGGUGAUCCUGCUGUUUAUACUGAAAGAAGCUGCUGUGAUGUUGCGAGCUCAAGCCAUGGACCUGCGAGAUGGAGCUGAUGUUGUGAAGCUGCUGGUGGAGGAUUCAGAUGCUGGGAGACGGAGAACAGACUUAUAUCAGCGUAUGGAGCGACUGCGUCUGGCACAAGAAAGGAUCAGUGUGUACCUUUGAGACAGAACUUCAUAAAGCUUUAAAAGAGAGCUGUCAUUUUACAUUGGACUUGAAUGUCCUUGCUCUUAAUCACUGAAAGUAAAAAGCUUCUUAAAUAAUUUUUUAAUAAAUAUGCAUUAAAUACUUAAGUGAAUAUUAAAGAGAACAUGAAAAUAUGUACGUUACUUAAAUGUGUUCUUGUUUGAGCUCUUGUUUUUUAUGUAAAUGUCGUUUUACCAGCUAAAAUCUAUAACCAAUCAGAGGUAUGUGUACCUCAGUAUUUUUGUAGAUUAACAGGAUCCAAUAAUCUGAUUAUAUUUAUUAAAAUUAUUAAAUGGAUGCUGCAUUAUUGUGAGAAUUAAAGACCUCCCUUCACCGACCACUAACCCUAUCCAAUAAA